Messenger RNA from Vigna umbellata (rice bean), 1185 nucleotides. Its product is annotated as mitochondrial carnitine/acylcarnitine carrier-like protein. Lineage: Eukaryota; Viridiplantae; Streptophyta; Magnoliopsida; Fabales; Fabaceae. The record is from RefSeq and is a predicted model, not a curated record. Gene Ontology annotation, molecular function: L-ornithine transmembrane transporter activity. Gene Ontology annotation, biological process: mitochondrial L-ornithine transmembrane transport.
CUCGAGCACAAGUUCAUAUCAUCUAUUCAUUGGAGUCAGAGACAACAGAGACAGAGCGAGUUUCCGAGACAUCCUGUGUCAUCAUCUGAACAAACUCUGAUGGGAGAUGUGGCAAAGGACCUAACUGCUGGGACUAUUGGGGGGGUGGCGCAAUUAAUAGUUGGCCACCCAUUUGACACCAUCAAGGUCAAGCUCCAAAGCCAGCCUACACCCCUCCCGGGCCAGCUUCCCAGGUAUUCUGGUGCAAUUGAUGCUGUCAAACAGACAGUGGCAGCUGAAGGUCCAAGGGGUUUAUACAAGGGUAUGGGUGCCCCACUUGCCACAGUAGCAGCAUUCAAUGCUGUUCUGUUUUCAGUUAGGGGGCAAAUGGAAGCAUUACUGAGGUCGCAUCCUGGUGCUACUCUCACAGUAAAUCAGCAGGUUGUCUGUGGAGCUGGAGCUGGAAUUGCCGUUUCGUUUCUAGCUUGCCCUACUGAAUUGAUCAAAUGCAGAUUGCAAGCACAAAGUGUAUUAGCUGGCAGUGGAGCAGCUACCGUGGCAGUGAAAUAUGGGGGACCCAUGGAUGUAGCCAGGCAAGUUCUCAGGUCAGAAGGGGGCGUAAGAGGUCUGUUCAAGGGCAUGGUUCCCACUAUGGCUCGUGAAGUACCUGGAAAUGCUGCAUUGUUUGGUGUAUAUGAAGCACUAAAGCAAUUACUUGCUGGUGGCACUGAUACUUCGGGACUGGAUAGAGGUUCUCUGUUGCUUGCUGGAGGCUUGGCUGGAGCUGCGUACUGGCUCGCAGUUUACCCAACUGAUGUUGUCAAGAGUGUGAUUCAAAUAGAUGAUUACAAAAACCCGAAGUUCUCUGGUUCAAUUGAUGCUUUCAGAAGAAUUUCAGCUACUGAGGGGUUCAAAGGCCUAUAUAAGGGUUUUGGUCCAGCAAUGGCCCGAAGUGUUCCUGCUAAUGCAGCUUGCUUCUUGGCAUAUGAGAUGACAAGAUCAGCUCUUGCAUGAUUAAUUCAUACAGAAACACUGAUAGCAGCGGUGCCAUUGAGUGACCAUGUUUCCUUUUCUUUUAAAUUCCUAAAACAUUUUCAUUUCAUGCAUUGCAAUUGCAAUAUGGCCACAAAAGGCUUAACUUGUUAUUGAUUCAGGGAAUCGUUCUUUCAUCCGUGGUUAUGCAGCAGCACUUUAUUUCAGAAUCAA